UCUCUGAUCUGAUCCUGUUGUUUCUGCUUGUCUCUGCAGGUAUUAAAAAGUAUGUUGUUGGACUUAUUAUCAAGACGUCGUCGGACGCUACAAUGGUCGAGAAAGAGAAAGUGUACAUUGGGAAGCUGAACAUGAUCCUUGUUCAGAUCCUGAAGCAGGAGUGGCCCAAGCACUGGCCCACGUUCAUCAGUGACAUCGUGGGAGCCAGCCGCACCAGCGAGAGCCUCUGUCAGAACAAUAUGAUCAUCCUCAAGCUGCUCAGUGAGGAGGUGUUUGACUUCUCUAGUGGACAGAUGACCCAGGUCAAGGCCAAGCACCUCAAAGACAGCAUGUGUAACGAAUUCUCCCAGAUAUUCCAGCUCUGCCAGUUUGUCAUGGAGAAUUCCCAGAAUGCACCACUGGUCCACGCCACUCUAGAAACGCUGCUGAGGUUUCUCAACUGGAUUCCUCUUGGGUACAUUUUCGAGACCAAACUCAUCAGCACACUCGUCUACAAGUUCCUGAACGUGCCGAUGUUCCGCAACGUGACGUUGAAGUGUCUGACGGAGAUCGCUGGGGUCAGUGUCAGCCAAUACGAGGAGCAGUUUGUCAACCUCUUCACGCUCACCAUGUGUCAACUCAAACAGAUGCUUCCCUGAACACCAACAUUCGUCUGGCGUAUUCCAACGGUAAGGAUGAUGAGCAGAACUUCAUCCAGAACCUCAGCCUGUUCCUCUGCACCUUCCUGAAGGAGCACGGUCAGCUCAUCGAGAAGAGGCCCAACCUCCGAGAGACACUGAUGGAGGUGAGAAACAUACCGCAGCAGUUUCUCCCAAAACGACUCUUUUCUCAUUUCCUGAACGCUGCUGGGCUUAGUUGAUUCAAGCCCACUGGUUACAUCCUGGGACUGGGUGGGACA
Messenger RNA from Oncorhynchus tshawytscha (Chinook salmon), 898 nucleotides. RefSeq names its product exportin-1. Gene Ontology annotation, biological process: ribosomal small subunit export from nucleus; protein export from nucleus; ribosomal large subunit export from nucleus. The record is from RefSeq and is a predicted model, not a curated record. NCBI's taxonomy places the organism in Eukaryota, Metazoa, Chordata, Actinopteri, Salmoniformes, Salmonidae. Bases 93 to 638 code for a protein of 181 amino acids. Gene Ontology annotation, cellular component: cytoplasm; nucleus. Gene Ontology annotation, molecular function: nuclear export signal receptor activity. The transcript has 7 exons.